AUCACAGAUAAGCCAAAUCGUGAGAAACAAUCACAAAUGUCGUAAGUUCGUGCUUUGCGUCGAAGCAGAUUUGUAAAACUGAACACGAACAUAGAAGAGCUUUCAAAGAAUUCAAUACGAAUAAAAGAUAAACAGGAAAUAUAAAGAUGGGUUGGCGUCAUUCCGCAUUUUUGGCAAGGACAGUUUUAAUUCAAAAUAAAGAUGUCGAUUCUGCAUGUCGUGUUUUAAAUCGAGUUUUGGGCAGAGAAGGAAUUUUUGAUCAAUAUCGACGUACAAGAUAUUAUGAGAAACCAUUUCUCGUACGACGUAGAAUUAAUUAUCAAACUUGCAAAGCUAUUUACGAUGAAGAUAUGUCACGAAAAAUUAAAUUUGUAAUGAGGACUAAUAGAAUAACCCCUCAUCCUGGAUGUAUGUAAUGUAUGUGGAAAUAAAAUUUAUAGUUAAUUUAAUACAUAA
This is a messenger RNA of Leptopilina boulardi, 456 nucleotides long. It is a transcript of the gene mRpS21, whose product is annotated as 28S ribosomal protein S21, mitochondrial. Gene Ontology annotation, biological process: translation. Lineage: Eukaryota; Metazoa; Arthropoda; Insecta; Hymenoptera; Figitidae. Bases 147 to 416 code for a protein of 89 amino acids. Gene Ontology annotation, cellular component: ribosome. The transcript is spliced from 2 exons. The record is from RefSeq and is a predicted model, not a curated record. Gene Ontology annotation, molecular function: structural constituent of ribosome.